Messenger RNA from Ictalurus furcatus (blue catfish), 3896 nucleotides. It is a transcript of the gene st6galnac5a, whose product is annotated as ST6 (alpha-N-acetyl-neuraminyl-2,3-beta-galactosyl-1,3)-N-acetylgalactosaminide alpha-2,6-sialyltransferase 5a. The record is from RefSeq and is a predicted model, not a curated record. Gene Ontology annotation, molecular function: alpha-N-acetylgalactosaminide alpha-2,6-sialyltransferase activity. Gene Ontology annotation, biological process: ganglioside biosynthetic process; oligosaccharide metabolic process. The transcript has 5 exons. Lineage: Eukaryota; Metazoa; Chordata; Actinopteri; Siluriformes; Ictaluridae. Bases 405 to 1367 code for a protein of 320 amino acids.
AAGAAAGUUAAAUAAAAGAAGAAAAGAAAGAAAAAAUAAAGGUAAAGAGUUGAACUGUUAGCUUAAAUGAAUACUGGAAACACUGUGUAUUUAACUCAGCGGGCUUUUAGACCAUGAAGCAAGGCAACAUCUGCUUACUGCUCGAGCCCUAGUGAAGGAUGAGAAGUGAGGCAGAGGCGCGAGCGUACACACACACGCGCACGCACGCACACACGCUCGCACUCAAGGCGGUGAAAGAGAGAGAGAGAGGAGAAGAGGAAGAGAGAGAGAGAGAGAGAGAGAAGAUGAUGAUGAUGAUGAUGAUGAUGAUGAUGAUGGUGCUCUGGGUCUCAACAUAAUCCCGUGCAUUGUUUUCAGAACAAAGUGGAGCUGAAUGCGCCGCUCGCGGGAAACACUGCAGCAAAAUGAGGACAGCGACGCGCCAUGGAGCAGCCGUGUUUCUGGCCAUCACCAUGUGCACCAGCUUGUUCUUCAUAUACAAUAUCAACAACAACAACAACAACAACAACGCUGGAAGUUCUGCUGCGUCCACCCAGAAACCGCACAAAGCGCCUCCUCCGCCACCUCUGCAGGGAUACAUCAGCAUUAUUGACCACAGUCCCCUGAAGAUGCAUUGCGGAAGCUGCUCACUGGUUACUAGCUCAGGUCACCUGACAGCCGGAGGGCGGGGAAAGGAAAUCGACAGUGCCGAGUGCGUGAUCCGUAUGAACGAUGCGCCCAGUGGCCGUGGCUUUGGUCCAGACGUUGGCCGACGCACUACCCUGAGGGUGAUUGCGCAUUCUAGCAUGCAGCGCGUCUUACGCAGUCGCCACGAACUGCUCAACUCCAGUCACGACACCGUGUUCAUCUUCUGGGGCCCGAGCAACUACAUGCGGCGGGAUGGGAAGGGCCUGGUCUACAACAACCUGCGCCUCAUGAACCAGGUGCUGCCCAAGCUUAAGGUCUACAUCAUCUCCUGGCAGAAGAUGCUGCAGUUUGACGAGCUCUUCAAAAAAGAAACGGGCAAAGACAGGAGGACAUCCAACUCCUGGUUGAGUACGGGUUGGUUCACGAUGACGAUAGCCCUACAGCUGUGCGACCGAAUUAAUGUUUACGGCAUGGUGCCUCCAGACUUCUGCAAGGAAGCUCAGCGCCCGUCCGUCCCAUACCAUUAUUACGAGCCCCUGGGGCCAGACGAAUGCGCCAUGUACAUCUCCCAUGAGCGCGGACGCCGAGGCAGCCAUCACCGCUUCAUCACAGAGAAGCGCGUCUUCGCUAACUGGGCACGGACGUUUGACAUCCAUUUCUACCAGCCCGACUGGAGCCCAGCACCUUUACCUAAAAACAGCACGGGGACCACAGUAUCACCUCAGUCACGGAGGACGUGACUCCAAACUUGGAACUAUCAUGUCCACAGGCUAAUACAUACAAAGAGCUGUCUUGCUUCCCCCCCCUCCCCUUCUUCUUCUGCAGACUGAACGAAUAGAGAACUCCACAAGCAUCCAGUAUUUCUUUGUGCUAUUGACGCAUGGACAUUUCUAAUCCGAAUCCGUGAAGCAGAGACGAUUUGCAUUUAUGGUACUGUUUGGAUAACCUGUGACCGAGUUCCACAGGGGUCAGUGCCGGGACCAAUUUAUUUUGGACAAACGCUCAAGAUAGAAGCAUGUGUAGAAGCGUUAGUGAUACCUGAGAUAAUUCAUGUCAACGUAUUAGUGUUAAGGUCUGAAAUAAAUCACGGACGAUACUGUAAUUACCUACAAAAUUCUGCCGUUACCUAAAAGAGGCAUGAAUGUCGUCAUUUUUCUAUAUUUGGUAGAUGAAGUUUUAGCUUAAGUCAUUUUGAGCUAAUAGUACAAAAAAAAAGCUUUGGAGGUUUCCAGCUCAUAGUGCAAAAUGGUUUAAGGGAGCUAUUUGGAGUAGAAUAUUAUUUAAGAUGACCUUAUUUCGGUCGUAAUUUUGCAGUUUGUUUCAUUUAUUACCCAUCGUAUUUUCUGUUACAGAUGAAGGACAAUGUUACCUUUUUUUUUUUUUUUUUUUUGCUUUGCAGAAUUCUCAGGAUCUGUUUUUUUUUUCCUAAAAUAAAAAUUGUAUUGUAUAUACUAGAGCAUACAAACACACGGUAUGAGAACAUACGUAAGUUGCUUACAAUUUCACAAAUGAACUUUGUUUGAUUCCCUUUAACAAGAGCAAAUAAAAUGUUAGCUUUAAUCUUCUAAAGCCACUCCAAACUGAAGGGCUAUCUUGAUUGAGAAUCUAUGAAAUUAAUAAUAACCUUGACAGCAAUCACAGAAUACAUCUGUAAUUUGCAGAUAGUACUAAUAAGCCAGAAACGAGCCUCUCUUUACAGUCAGUAAACAGCAGCUCUAUAUGGUGUUAUAGCUACAUUAGACGGACAUUGCAGCUUAAUGAAACCUGAAGCUACUUAUGAAUUAAUAAGAAUUGUAAGUACUGUUAAUGAAUCCAAACGUUUUGUCUCGAGUGGUCAACUACAAUACGUUUGGAGAUUACUUCAUCAGUGUUAACAAAAACAUUAUAUACUGAUUAUACUGUUUUUCUUUCUUUUUUACAUUAUCAGGCUGCAGUUACGCUACGUCCCCGUGCCAGUUGUUCCUAUAUAAAAACAAUAAUGUAUUGGAACGAGCACAUUAAUAUAAACGUGUGAUCUGCAGCCGCACUGCUGUUAUAAACUCAAUCAACACCUUCCGGCCAAUCAGAAUCAAGAAUUCAAAGCUAGCAUAAUGAUAAUUCCUUAGUAUGAAUUUUUAGAAGCUCCUGAUAUUAGUUUGCAUUUAAAAUGUCAAACACAUUAUCGAUACAAAAGACAUUAACAUUUUGAAUAAAGCACCAUUCAAGUGAGGGAACAUUAAUUCAUCGCAUUAAUCGCAAGGUGGUUGUUUCUUCCUUCUUCUUUUUUUUUUGGUCAUAGAGGCACUAAAAUGGAUGACUCUACAUAAAUAGCCAGUAAAACUGGAACUACAUUUGUAUUCAGGUGCCAUGACUUUGUAUUCAGAAUGUCCUCCUGGGAUCCAAAUGAAUAAACAAUUUUCCCCGAUUUGCAAGUCGAGUUUGUGGACGCGUGGAAAUCUCAAAUUAUUAUUGACUGUGAGAAUGAGAAUGAAACCGAGUGUAUUUUUUGGGUAAUUUCAUUAGUCAUGAUUUUCAAAUUUGCUCCCUUGAAUGGAUCCGUGCUGAGAAAAAGCCUCUUAUUAUAAAUGCCAUGGUAUUUGUAUUGAUAAGGCGUAAACUAAGUACCAGUCGCUCGAGCUCAGGCCUGUUUUGUGGAAAUUGGCCAUGUUCCACUUUUAAAGAGAGCGCGGAAUUAAUCAGUCGCUCAGCUGGUGAUCUCAUUUUCAUGAGUGCAGCACGAAAUCUGCACUGUGCUGUAUAACCACUUUGAUUUGUACCUGCAGCUACCCCCCCAAACAUUAUCAAACCCCUUUACAGAACCUAAGAAAGUGUUCACUUUCUUGCUGGGUUGAGAACGGUCCAUCACCCAGAUAAUAUCUGCUCAGCAGUGGUGUAAUGGAGGUUCCUUUCCACUGAUAAAAGCCACUAUGCAGAGAAACAGACUAGACUAGACAAAGUAGAGCUGUACACACAGCCUUAAACGUGUCCACAUAUUGUACUGUUAUGAACUGAAACGGACCUUAUUGAGAUCAUGUGAUGAAUCCAUAAUACUGACUUUAAAAAGAGAAAACAAAAAUUUGUAUAAAUCAUGGUUGCAUAAAAUAUUUAGCCCUGUAGCCGUGAAACUCCGAAAUGAGUUCUGUCGCCAUCAGAAGUCACAGAAUUAGCUGAAUCGAAUAAAGUCGACCUGUGUGGAAUUAAAGUAUCAUGCCAUCUCAAUAUCAAAAUACACCUCUUCCUGGAAGAACCAAGAGCAUACCUAAAUACCUAAAAGAAGCACCAUGAAGACC